AAUAUUUUUUUUCACAAAGCCGAGCAGUGGUACUGCCGACGAGCCCGACGUUCCAACUAAAAUUUUAUUUGAUUUUUAUUUCCCCUUUCAACUGAUAGAUCUCUCACGUAUUUUCAACUUCUCUCCGAUUCAGGUUUGUAAUUCAUCAUUUUCCUGGAUUGGUGAGAAAUCUAAACGAAAAUGGCUGCUCCACCUGCUAGAGCUCGUGCCGAUUACGAUCACCUCAUCAAACUACUCUUGAUCGGCGAUAGCGGUGUGGGUAAGAGUUGCCUUCUUUUACGUUUCUCGGAUGGCUCCUUCACCACCAGUUUUAUUACCACUAUUGGCAUUGAUUUCAAGAUAAGGACCAUAGAACUUGAUGGCAAACGGAUCAAACUGCAAAUUUGGGAUACUGCUGGCCAGGAGCGGUUCCGAACAAUUACAACAGCUUACUACCGCGGAGCCAUGGGUAUCUUGCUGGUAUAUGAUGUGACUGAUGAGUCAUCUUUUAACAACAUCAGAAAUUGGAUCCGUAACAUUGAACAACAUGCUUCUGACAAUGUCAACAAAAUACUCGUGGGAAACAAGGCUGAUAUGGAUGAAAGCAAACGGGCUGUUCCUACAUCAAAAGGUCAAGCACUAGCUGAUGAAUAUGGCAUUAAAUUCUUCGAGACUAGUGCCAAAACGAAUAUGAAUGUUGAGGAGGUUUUCUUUUCAAUAGCUCAGGAUAUAAAGCAAAGAAUUGCUGAAUCCGACUCAAAGGCUGAGCCUCAGACCAUCAGGAUUAAUCAACCCGACCAGGCUGCAGGAGGUUCUCAAACUGCCCAAAAAUCAGCUUGCUGUGGUUCUUAAGAAAUUGGUGGCGAUUAAGAUAGGAUGAUGGGUAGUGUGACUGUUGGGUGGGAAGACACAUUAAUCUUUGCCAUGAUAUACUUUAUGGAAGCUAUAUUAUAUUUCUUGUUUACUAUUUCUGGCUUACCAGAGAACCGGAGGAGAUGUUUGGUGUCCUUUUUAUCCAGCCUUCUCUGUUCGCUUA
Solanum dulcamara is the source of this 1015-nucleotide messenger RNA. RefSeq names its product ras-related protein RABE1a-like. Gene Ontology annotation, molecular function: GTP binding; GTPase activity. Gene Ontology annotation, biological process: regulation of exocytosis; protein secretion. The coding region runs from base 181 to 831 and encodes 216 amino acids. Gene Ontology annotation, cellular component: plasma membrane. Lineage: Eukaryota; Viridiplantae; Streptophyta; Magnoliopsida; Solanales; Solanaceae. The transcript is spliced from 9 exons. The record is from RefSeq and is a predicted model, not a curated record.